This is a messenger RNA of Mesorhabditis belari, 411 nucleotides long. The record is from the annotation of a GenBank genome assembly. Lineage: Eukaryota; Metazoa; Nematoda; Chromadorea; Rhabditida; Rhabditidae.
AUGGACCGACGGAAACGUGCUACUAUUGGUGAAGCAGCAAUGCCAAAACUUCCGGUGGUGGAGAAGGUGUUGUCCAAGCGCUUAAUUGAUGGACAAGUUCACUUCUUGAUUAAAUGGGAGGGUGAAUCCAUUGAAAACUCAACGUGGGAACCCGAAGUAAAUUUGUCGUGCAGUCACUUGAUUGCCGAGUUUGAACGAGAGCGACGAAACAAACAAAUCCAAAAAGUUGAGGAAGAAGACGAGGAUAAAGUUGUGGAUCGGAUAGUCGGAAUGUGCGAACAAAAUGGAGAGCGUUAUUUUUUGGUCAAAUACACAAAUGACAUGGCUCAACUGAUGCCAGCCAAAAUUGCCAACAAACAGCAUAUCGAAGCCGUUCUACGUUUUUAUGAGGAAAACCUUCAAUUUGCAUCC